Molecule: messenger RNA, 318 nt
Organism: Fraxinus pennsylvanica
Lineage: Eukaryota; Viridiplantae; Streptophyta; Magnoliopsida; Lamiales; Oleaceae
Source: the annotation of a GenBank genome assembly
AUGAGUAGUCGGAAUCACUCCAGAAAACCCCAUGGAGAGGAAGAGGGUUGCCCUAGAACCCUGAAAAUGACAACUGGAGAGAGUGGUGCAAGGAAGGUGAUAACAGCAAGAAUUUGCGCCGAAUUGGAAUUGGAGUUGGAGUUGGCAAGAAAUGACUCAAUUAGUGGAAUUGGAGUUACCCUUGGACUGUGUGUGCCCAAUUCUGCACCCAGCAAGAAAGGUCACGAUGUGACCAUUGAUGAAAAGCUCAUAGCCCGCCACCUUGCUGCCAUGGACCGGAUUCUCCGUUCGGUGCCUAGCCCCGGUGUUGGCAACUAG